This is a messenger RNA of Crotalus tigris (Tiger rattlesnake), 3003 nucleotides long. Its product is annotated as C-reactive protein-like. Gene Ontology annotation, molecular function: complement component C1q complex binding. Gene Ontology annotation, biological process: innate immune response. The transcript is spliced from 2 exons. The record is from RefSeq and is a predicted model, not a curated record. Lineage: Eukaryota; Metazoa; Chordata; Lepidosauria; Squamata; Viperidae.
GAAACUUACGGUCAAUACCCCCAUUUGUUCCAAGUUCAAGGGAAACAUGCAAGCAACACCCCAGAGUUUUACCCUUUAAAGGGGGGAUUUGGUCCUGCAAGGAGGUCACAGCUCCACACCCAAGGACAUCGGCACAAGCGUUCCUGUGACCAGCAGGUUCCUCCAUCGUCUGCCAAGAUGGUCCUCCGUCCGUCCUUCCUUCUUAUCCUCGCCUGUCUGUCGGGAUCCUUUGGCCAACAAGAUCUCCGGAACAAGGCCUUUGUUUUCCCAACAUCAUCUGCCACGGCUGCUGUGCAUCUCGACGUCUCCAACCAGCAACCCUUGACCAAGCUGACCGUCUGUUUGAGACACUACACCCUCCUGUCCCGUUCGUAGGGCCUCUUCUCUUACGCGACCCAGUCAAAUAACAACGAUUUUCUGAUUCUGAAGAAGGACGUGAAUGAAUAUUCCAUUUAUGUCGGUGGUUCCGUCGCAGUUUUCAAGGUUCCUGAGAAGGCUGAACCAAGCUGGGAUCACAUCUGUGUGUCCUGGGACUCCACCAAUGGGCUGGUCUGGUUCUGGCUCAACGGGAAACCUUUUCCUCGGCGGAGUCUGAAAAAGGGCUACAGCAUCAGCCAGGAGGCUUCCAUCGUGCUGGGGCAGGACCAGGACUCCUUCGGAGGGGGCUUUAAAAUCGGCCAAUCCUUUGUGGGGGAGAUCUCAGACGUCAACAUGUGGUCCUGGGUGCUGAGACCAUCUCUGGUUAGAUUGUCCAAGAACAACAUUGACAUUUCUAACCCUCUGAUUAGCUGGAAGUCCCUGAGCUACACCCUCAAGAAUGAGGUCUUUCUGGAAGAUUUCCUGAGUCCCCAAGAGAAAUGCAUCUGAGUUGAAAGAAAAAAGAAAGAAAAUUCGCUUUGAAAAAAAAAUAUCUAUAUUUCUGCAAUGGGAUGCCAAUUGCUUAAGUAGCCGUUGAUGAAUUACAGGCAGGUGAUCCAUGCUUGAAAAGCUGGUGUGAGCAUGCUAGUUUCUUUAUCAAUAAAAUUAACUUCCUUUGUCAUGUUCGGCUGCGUGUUCCUUGUGGGUUCUUCUUUAUUGGGAAAAAUUCCUAAAUGCAGGUGCAGGGCCCAUAGUACUACCAUAAAGCAACUACAGAUAGAAUCUUGUAAGUUUUGGCAUGAGUCUCUCUGUGUUUUUCUUCCGACACAUCCUCCUUCAAUGCUCUUUUUUAUAGAGAUAUUCGAAAAAACCCUUAUCUUCCCAAUAAUCGAUAGGUAUUCGGACCAUUCCGACAUGGCUUAUCUCCAGCGUUGCCUCAAUGAUAGACUGCAAUUACAGCACUGGUGGCUAGAUUCUGCACAGUAGCACUGGGGAUUUGUCAGAAACAGGCAAUUCAUCCAUCCUAGUGAUUUUACACAAUGCAGCAAACUGUUAUUAUCCCUCUCUUGCAUUUUAGUAUUUAAUGAUGAUGGGCCUCACAGCGUAAGGAUUGAUAUUAUAGCUAGGCCGUGCUAAGUUUUGCUCGUGGGCAACUGACAGACUGGAUGCCAAAUUGUGAUUUUAAUAUAGAUGUUCUGUUAUUUAUUAUUUUGUUCUAUAAUUUUUUCACUGGAUGUUCCUUGAGAGUUUUUAACUUGGCUCUGGUCUUUUGACUGUAAUAAACAUUGACUUGAUUUGGCUCACCUGGGUCCUGACUAACUGAAAGGCAUGUGGGGGUGCCCAUGAGUGCAUCCACAUAAGAUUUACAAAAGUGUUAAUUCUUUAAAAAAGGAAUGGGUAGAGAGGCUUGGCAAGCUUCCUGCUUGAAUGGACAGACCCCUUCAUGUGGGCAGUAGCCGUAGGAGGGCUGCUGUUAAGGACCUCUCUUUUUUCUUCAGCUCCACAAUAAGGCAUCACCUGGUACCGAUAUUCCUGCAGCCCAACAGCCACGUCUGUCUCAGGGGCAGCAGAUAAGAUCCAAAUGUUUUUAAAAAGGCUUCACUCCCAAACAGUGAAAAGAACAAGAACUUUUCCCAAAUCCUGUUUAUUACACAAAGCCACGCAUUACAAACCAAGUCCGGAACACACAAAUCAAAAAAGAGGCAAGCAGCAUAAAAGGGUAACACUGCAUGGAUAAACUGGAGAUGAUCAAUAGUUACAGAAAACAGAAUGGUCAGGAAAAAAAUCAGCACCACAAGGAAGUACCGUAUUCACGUUUGGGUCAAGUGAAAACGGUGCUAUUCAGUUUUCAAAACUAUUCAGACUGUCUCUGGACAGAUUCGGGCAAGAAAAAAUAACCCAAAUACGGUAACCUACCAGUCGGCCAGGCUAGAGUGAACACAGGAGACAUUCAUGUACACAUUAGUCUUCAAAGAAUUUUAGUUGUAAGCUAACUUUAUAAAUGCUUUAAACAUUAAUAUUGUGUAAACAAUAGCUAUGUAUAAAAUAUAUAAAUAUAUAUAUAUAUAAAAGAGGAUAUUGUUUUAUUACUUCAUGUAUACAAAUGACAAAGUAUUGAAGAUCUGAAGACCAAAGAACGUUUUCUGGAGCCCAUUGAUCAACAGUUAAUAAUUCCACCAAUCAAUCACAUCUUUAUUAUAAUCAUAGACCAGAACAGACCACCCAUCUUUUGCAAAUUGUUCCGUUUACGUUGAGAGGGCCUGAAGCUUUUGAUCAAGAGAUCUCUUAUGCCAAGUUUUUGUACCGGAUUAGGGCCUGAAGCUUGUUUAUGCAUGAGAAAAAAACAGCAAAGAACCAAACUAACCUGACAUGCAGGAGACCAACAUUCUCUAAGUGUCCGGAGACUUUGAAAGUGAACCCUGAACAAAACAACAACGUAAAAUUAAGUCAUGGUCAAUGCAGGUAGUCCUCAAUUUACAAUAUCAGUGUAGCAACUCUUCAAAGUUAGUGGCACUGAAAAAAGGAAGGACAGUCCUCACACUGACAAUCAUUACAGCAUUUCCGUAGUGACGUGUUUGGCCCAGAUUCCUGCUGAAUAAAAGCCUUCAAUGAAUUUACUGGAUGGGUUGCAUAACGCAAAUAAAA